GGUAAAAAUGGAAAUUGUAAAUCAAUUUGUUGGAAAGUAUGCAUCUGCUAGUUUUAAGAUUUGUACAGAUGAUGCCUUGACACACCAGUUUAAUGAUAUUAUGAAACAAUGUGAUGAGCAGAAUGCGAGUAGCAAACAUAGAAAGGCGAGUAAAAAAGCAAAGAAAGAGAAAUUAGCUAAUAUGUUGUGUAUGUUAAUGAAAAUGAAAGAGAUUGCAGAACAAAAGGAAUUGCAAUGGUAUUCUGAAAAGGCUCAGUUAAGGGGUGAGCUGGAUAAGGUUGAACAGGAUAUUACUGUGGCUAUUGCUAGUGCUGGAAGUGAUGGUUGUGAGUGUGAAGAGCUCAGAGAGGAAGUGGAUAGACUGGUUCAACAGAAUUGUGAUUUGGAGGAUGAAAUACAGGAAUAUGAGGAAAGAUGUAGGCUUAGAGAUCUACAAAUCGCAUCAUUAGGAGAAAAAGAAGCAAAGAAUGAUGAUGUUGUGAGAGCACUUAAGAAUCAGUUACAUGAUGCUAAUAAACAAUUGGUUCAUAAAGAGCAUUGCAGUGGGACCUUGAGACCUCAGGAAAAUGCUGAAGUUAAUAAUUGUUGUUGUGGCAAUCAAACACAAAUGUAUGGUUUCCCUGAACAGGAGAAAAGAGAUAGGAAAUGGGGGGAGGAGCAGCCUAUUUGCACUGCAGAUGAUCUACAAUCGACCCCAGAUCAUAGCUCCUCUCUCUUUAUUCCUGUAUCAGAUGGAAGUACACAAAGAAGGGAUAGUUUGCAUAUUCAUGGUAGCAAUCGUGUCCAAUCCACAACACUCUCUAUACAGGACAAAACAAACCUAUGCCAAAUUUUGGGGAAAUUUGAUACAAGUGCCUCACCCAUUAGUUUUUCCAAUAGGUUGGAAGCUGUGGUUACGCAGUAUAAUCUCAACAAUAGAGAUGCAUGUGCCUUAUUUCGUGUAUGGCUCCCAUCUCAGCUUUGUGAGAAGUUGCAGCCUCCUGUGGGCACUCACAAAGGAUUAUCUGCAGAACUCAACUCCAACUGGGGAAAUGCAAAUGAUAGGCUGAAAGAGUUGCAUAGAGUGAUGGGAGGAAGAGAUACCAGAGGUACCAAUGCCCUAGAGAAUGCUAAGUUAAAGAGAGGGGAUGACCCAAUUAUUUUCUGCAGUGAAUAUUUGACCAUAUUUCGUGCUACCUAUAACUGUCCUGACAUGUCUCCUGACGACAGCAGUUUUCUCUAUUCAAUGGCUAAUAAAUGCACUUUUGUUGACUAUCCAACAAAGAUUGCCUUAAGGAAUGCAAAUUCCUAUCAAGCCUUUUUGAAUAUCUUAAAGGACUGGAUUCAGGAGACUAGUCAUGACAGCAAGCCCCAAAAGAGAAUAUCAGAGGUAGUUAAGAAUGAAGGCAAAGUGAGAUUUAUGGGAAAGUGUUACAAGUGUGGAAAUAUGGGUCAUACUAUGAGAGAGUGCAGAAGUAAUAGGAAAGGUAACAGCAAAGAUUUGAUACCAAAAAAACUGCAACAAAAGCAAGGAUUAAAUAAUGAAGCUGAUAGAGUACCUCAGACUCCUGAAGCUACAUUAUAUGGUCCACUUUUGAAGGAGAUCAGGAGGAUAGGCAAAGCAAUAGCAGAGAUGCCAGAUGAAUUAAAGGCCCCACCUCCAACAAAUCCUUAUAUGAAACAAUAGGGAUGUCAGGCCCCUGUGUUGUCCCUAGUGUGCCAGCUAGAUAGGGACAAGGGCGGUAGACCACGUAUCCAGGGUACGGUAGGGGGCCAUCGUACAAAGAUUUUAAUGGAUACGGGGGCAGCCGUAAGUUUGACUAAUUUGGAUUUGACUGUGAACCCUAAUGGUAAACACAUUUUCCUAAGAGGCUUUG
Hyla sarda is the source of this 1856-nucleotide messenger RNA. RefSeq names its product posterior protein-like. Lineage: Eukaryota; Metazoa; Chordata; Amphibia; Anura; Hylidae. Bases 8 to 1666 code for a protein of 552 amino acids. The transcript has a single exon. The record is from RefSeq and is a predicted model, not a curated record. Gene Ontology annotation, molecular function: nucleic acid binding; zinc ion binding.